Mauremys mutica (yellowpond turtle) is the source of this 5082-nucleotide messenger RNA. It is a transcript of the gene RNF207, whose product is annotated as ring finger protein 207. The record is from RefSeq and is a predicted model, not a curated record. Bases 2168 to 4099 code for a protein of 643 amino acids. Gene Ontology annotation, biological process: regulation of cardiac muscle contraction; regulation of heart looping. The transcript has 19 exons. Gene Ontology annotation, cellular component: perinuclear region of cytoplasm. Lineage: Eukaryota; Metazoa; Chordata; Testudines; Geoemydidae. Gene Ontology annotation, molecular function: Hsp70 protein binding; transmembrane transporter binding; zinc ion binding.
CUGUUCUGUUCAUUCCCUCUGAAGCACCUGGCAUUGGCCAUUAUCAGAAGACAGGACACUGGGCUAGAUGGACCUUGGGUCUGAUCCAGUAUGGCUGUUAUGUUCUUAUGGAUCUUUCACUGGGGACUCUCAGCACUACCACACGAUAAAAUGUAUAACAAUGCUCUGAAGAAAAGCUCUGGAUUGAUCAGGAUCUGACCUGAGUUUUACCUCUUCAAAACACAGGAACUCCACUGCCCUGAUUCUGCCAUGAGAAAAUCCCUACUCUAAAGAUGUGGUCUUUAAAAGAGUGGGGGCAUAGAGUGAUCUCUGAGGUAAUAAACAACAUGGAAUUAGAAAGGCAAACAUCACAAAAGCAUGGUUGUAAAUGAACACACCGUAGCAUCCAGAUCCCGUGCACCAUUUCACAAAAGCCACAAGGUGGUGCUGCUCCAACAGUAAGCUGCAGAAGGAGAGAAAGCUGUUAUGAAAGGUGGCUUUGCCAGCAACCAGUGUUCCACAAUUGGAGGCACUAGUGGGCAGACGUGAAGAGUUACCCCUUGGCACACAUGCUUCAAGGUGGGGAUGUGGGGCUGGUUAAAUUCUCCUCACACUUGCCCUAUUUUAAACCCACAUAAAGCACCAGCCUGACAGCUCGGAAGACUGACGUUGCCAAGCUAGCUACAGAGCACAGACAGCAGCAAUGCAAGCUGCUUCUUGCCAGUGCGUCUUACUGCCCAACCCUUAGUUGGAGAGGCACUCUGAUCAGUUGGGCCUCUGAUCAGAGACUGUUGACAAGAGGCAAUUACAGUGCAGUACAUGAGGUGGACAAUUUUCCCCCAGGAAGUUGGCUGAAACUCAACAGCUACCAACUGACUAUCAGCUAUUUGGUCAACAUCAGCUUGGACUGGAUAGGAAUUCAUCACCAUUGGUCUAGCUUCCAUUCCUAAUUACCUGAACCAGCCAUUCUCCACUUGGUAAUUGUGACAGAAGAGUUUUUAAUUUGAAGACUCCUCUCGGCUUCCACAUGAGUAUCACAUAUUUGUUACUAUUCUCAUUAAUGGUGGCAAUGACUCCUUACAUCUCCAUAGCACCAGAGCUCACCAGCAUCCAUCAGCACUCUGCUGACGUCGUAUAUGAAUAAGGAUAGUUUCCCUCACCGCUGGGAUGCAGCUACGUCCUCAUAGCCGUUGUGCACCAGUAACUGGACAGAUCUCAUGAGAGAAAGUGAAGAAAUACUGAUUCAGUUGAAUAUUUGGAGGAAUUUGAGAUCAGCUGAGUGAACAUGGGGAAUAUGCGUAACAGAGGCUACCCUGUGUUUUAGCUAUAUCUUUUGGAUGGAAACAUAGUUGCUUCCAAGGAAUUCUGCUGUAAUUCACUGCAGCACUGAAGGCGUUAGGGCCCUGAGUUUUACACUGUCUCUGAAAACAUUUGAGCAUACAUAGAUUAGGGGGCCUUCAGGAAGCUCAGACUGACAGACUAUUGAGCAAUGGGAUCGUCUGCAAAGUGAUAAUAUGUGAACGUGAUCCUGACCUCGCCUCACUUAUUGUAGGGACAGUCUCUGUGCAAAACCCUCAAGCAUGAAGCGUGUUCCUGUGUGUGACUAUAAAGUGACCUGCUGAGUUAUGCUGCUCUGUCACUUUCAAUAUGCCACUGGGCUUCAUAAUCCCAAACGACUGAGAAAAAUGGGGAGGGCUGAUCCCUUACAAGGAGAAGCUGAUCUUUUUCCAUCACAUGGAUUGUCCACUAGAUCUGACCUUGGGUGAACCUUGAAGCUUGUUGAUGAGAUGGAAGCAGCAAGAUGGACAGGACAGGGAUAUAAAGGAAACAUUAAUCAUGCAUUCACAUGGCUGUUUGUUGUACUGGGUUUAAAUUUACACCCUAGGCAACUUUUAGAGGUGCCUUUCCCUGGGAAUUGCACACAACAUAGAGAUAACUCAGUCUGGAGAAAACUGCCUACCACAGAAACAACUUAUUCUGAACCCAGCAGCUCUUCGUUAUUGGCAAUGUUGCCCUGGCUACUGCAUUCACGUCACUCAUAAUAUUCUGGCUGUGCUGAAAGCCUCAGCAUUUCUGUCAUUCCAGCUUCAAACACAUGAAAAGCAGGAGACAGACAGAGCAAGAGGAGUGAAAUUUUAUCUACUAAAAGGACAACGUGGAUACAACGCUGGUAACUUCGGAAGAAAAGAUGUCCGGUGGGAUUUUCUCUCCUUUGGAAAACCUCUGCGACCUGGAUAAUGCCAACUGCCACCCUCUGGUAUGUUUCCUGUGCCAUGAGCAGUAUGAGCAUCCCUGCCUCCUGGACUGUUACCACAACUUCUGUGCCAGCUGCCUGCGAGGCCGGGCGAUAGACAGCCGCCUCACCUGCCCUCUCUGUGGUCAUCAGUCCAUAGUGAAAGGAAACAAUGGGCUCCCACCUGUAGACCGGCUCCUGAAGUUCCUGGUGGAUAGCUCUGCCGACUGCGAGGAGGAAGUUCAGUGUGCAAACUGCGAUCAGGAGUGCAAGAAACAGGAAAUGGACACCAUGUAUUUCUGCAACACCUGUAACCAGCCCCUCUGCAGCAAGUGUCGCGAAGAGACCCACAAAGCCAAGAUGUUCUCUCGCCACGAGAUUGUCUCCUUGACUAAGCGCACUAAAGACAUCCACAAGAAAUGCUCUCUUCACGAGGAACCUUACAUCAUGUUUUCAACAGAGAAAAAAUCCAUGCUCUGCAUUAACUGUUUCCGGGACAUGCAGGUAGAAAGCCGAGCCCACUGCAUUGACAUCGAGACUGCGUACAUGCAAGGCUGCGAGAAGCUCGACCAGGCUGUGAUGGCUGUGAAAGAGCUCCAGACGUCCACGCGAGAGGCCAUUGUCCUCCUCAAAGCCAUGAUUGAGGAGGUGCGCAACAGUGCAGAUGAGGAAAAGACAUCCAUCAACUCACUCUUCAGUAGCAUGCAGGAGAAACUAGCAGAAAGAAAAAAGAUGCUUCUGAAAGCUGUUCAGAGUCAGUAUGAAGAGAAGGAAAAGGCAUUUAAGGAGCAACUCUCCCACCUGGCAUCGCUGCUGCCCACCCUGCAGGUCCAUCUGGUCACCUGUUCUGCUUUUUUGAGCUCUGCGAACAAAGCCGAAUUCCUGGAUUUGGGAUACCAACUGAUGGAGAGGCUCCAGAAAAUAGUCAAACUUCCACAUCGCUUGAGACCUACACAGACGAGCAAGAUAAACACCGAGUACAGGGCUGAGUUUGCCCACUGCUUGGAGCCACUGCUGCUGCUGAAUCCACGCCGGUCUGUGGUGGUGAGCGGAGGCGGCAUUGGACCAGGGAUCAGCAAUGGAAACAUGCUCUCGGGUGGUCAGUGCUCCAAGACGCUGAUAGUGCCUGGCUGUUCCCCUUCCUGCGAUAAGAUGUCCAUCACAGGCUCCAUAGUUCGAAAGCCAACCAUGCAUCGUUACAUCAGCACCAAGGUCCUGCUGGCCGAAGGAGGGGAGACGCCCUUCACUGAGCACUGUCGCAACUAUGAGAACAUGUAUCGGACCCUGCAAACAGAGAUUCAGAACCUGAAGGAUCAGGUACAGGAGCUGCAUCGUGACCUCACAAAGCAUCACUCCCUCAUCAAGACGGAGAUCAUGAGUGAGAUCCUACAGAAAUCCCUCCAGAUGGAUGUGCAGAUUGCCUCGGAGUAUUCGUCUGUGGAAAUGAUGCGGAGCAUGUUUGAAGAGAUUUGGGAGGAAACAUAUCAGAGGGUGGCAAAUGAGCAGGAAAUUUAUGAAGCACAGUUACAUGACCUGUUGCAGCUGAAACAAGAAAACAGCUACCUGACAACCAUCACCAAACAGAUUGCCCCCUAUGUCCGCUCCAUAGCGAAGGUGAAGGAACGGCUGGAGCCCAGACUACAAGAACCCAGGGAACUGAAGGAUGACCAGACAGAGAAUCUGCUCAAAAUUUACGAUGACAGCACAGUGACCAGCGACACACCACACAGGAACGACUUGACAAGAAGCAUGGAAGACAACAGGGAGCCCAAAGUGGACAACCGAAUGCUGAACAUUGUCACUGAGGAUCCCCUACUGAAAGACACUUACAAAACCAAACAAAAAGGUGGGACAGAGAGUCCCAGCCAGAAAGAUUUUGCAGCUUAGGCAAGGCAGAGUGCCAAGAAGCUGCACUGCUUUGCAUUUCAUAUAUACAAACAAGACUUAAAUAGAAGUUUCUCGAGUACCUUUAUGGUUGAGUCAGGCUGGUAUUACAGAGGAGCUAUCCAUUGAAAUAGACUUGACCAGAUGGGAAGGACCAGCAUUUCCAAAUUUAGUUUGAUGAAAUUGAGUCUUGAAAUGCAGACUAAGGCUUCACCAAUUCAGUGAAUCUAAAUACUGUUCUCAUUACAUUAUCAGAUGGUUUUUAAUCAGUUAUGGUCUGAUUUCCCAGGCCAAUUUCUUUGGCUGUUUGUAUUUUCAACAGGGUUAUAUUGUAUUUUUCUGUAUCAAUAAAUUCAAACCUCUAUUCAGCAGAGAAGUCCAGUAUCUCUCGAGUCAGAACUCUUCGGUGGGCCCCAAUUGUUAUUGGAAUUGGUCUCCUUUCUCCUUCAUGUGGAAACUUUGAAAAAACAAAUAUUGAUACUAUUUCACACCUGAAAUCCCUUACCUCAGCUGCUCAAAGCGAACUGUAAGCUCUUGGUGGUGUACCUAGAAACAUGGAGGAUUAUAAGCCUAAUUUUGACAUUGAUAGCACAAUGUAUUUUAAAUGCAUGAAAACAGCUAGCUCUAUGUAAGUUUUAUUCGCACUACCCCUACUCCCUGCCCUGACAACUUAUUUAAAAGCCUAGCUAAGUAAACAAUGUAUUCUUUAUUAAAGUGGAAUGUAGCUAUUUCCUCAAAAAGAAAGUCACCUUGCAUAGCCUUGAAGCUGGGUUUUGGGGCGGAUUAUGGUUUUAGGGCAGUUAUUUUGGGGAGGACUUGUUUUUAAACACUUCUGCACUUUAGUGUAAUGAGAUCAGUAGGACAACAAUGUUUUCUUGAGGUUUUUAUGCUGUAGAUUUUUCAGAAGUCUUGUUUUCCAUAUGAGAUGUACACAGCUUUGUAUAUUAAAAAUCUGAAAAAAUAAAAUAUCAGUUCUUGAUACUUCA